Pelagomonas calceolata is the source of this 606-nucleotide messenger RNA. The record is from the annotation of a GenBank genome assembly. Lineage: Eukaryota; Pelagophyceae; Pelagomonadales; Pelagomonadaceae.
AUGGUCUUCUUCGUGUGUGAAGAUUGCAACGAGACGCUGAAGCGCUUGAAGGUCGCGCAGCACCUGUGCAGAUGCAGCUGCUCGGCCAUAACAUGCGUCGACUGCGGCGCGACGUUCCACGACGACUCCUACUUGCAGCACGCGACGUGCAUGAGCGAGGCGGAGCGCUACGAGGGUAACUUGUACAAGGCGCCGAAGAAAAAAACGGCUCAAGACGCGUGGGCGGAGCUCGUGCAGGCGGCCUGCGCCGACCGCAGGGACGCGCCGCCCGCCGCGGCCAAGCUGCUGCCGCGCCUCCAAGGCUUCGAGAACAUCCCGCGGAACCAGAAGAAGUUCUGCAACUGGGUGAAGAACUCGCUCAAUUUACGAGGCGGCGACGCCGCCGCCGUCGACGCGCUCUGGGCGUAUCUGGUCGCGCGGCGCGACGCCGCGCGCGCCGAGGCCGCGCCCGCGCCAGUCGCUCCGGUGCCUGCGCCAGUCGCUGCGCCGCCGGCAGAGAAGAAAAAGAAGAAGAAGAAGCGAGCGCGUGACGACGAGACGCCUGAAGAAAGGAAGGCGCGCAAGCUCCGCAAGAAGGCCAAGAAAGCAAAAAAGAAGGCCGCGUAA